UGCUGCCGCCACCCUGGCACCCACUUCCAGAGCUGCGCGGAUUGGUCGACGGCCUCCAGCAGCGGCAGCAGAACAGCGGCGGCGUCCCGCUAACUAAACCUUCCCUUACUGCCUUGUUCGGAAUUGUAUGUGUACUGUGCCGGCCCCGGCCCGGCCCUGUUUGUCAUGGCGGCCCCAAUGGUUCCCUCCCCACUAGACCCGGCUGUGUCCCAGCCGUCCUCGGCUGUGCCCUCGACUCCGCACAGGAUGCCGUCGCGAUCGAGGACGCAGAGCAUCUCCAGCGACCGGCCGUCGACCGUCGCGCACAGCCUGAUGUCGCCUCCGCUGUCAGUGUCACCCGAGCCGGCAUUCAUCGCCGCUUCGGCCGCCUCGCAGAUCGUCACCAACGACCACGACAGCCAUGCCGAAACAUGGUACGACCAGCAUGGCAUUGAGCCGUCGGGCGAGACCGCUGCCGUGUCGCCCGCCGCGCUGCAGCUGGUCAACAGCUUUCUCGAUCAGCUGCUCUUCAACUUCCUCUCCGUGUCGCGGAGCACCUCCCUCCAUGCCCUGCGCCCGGCAGUGUCCGAAGUUCUGAAGCCCAAGCUCGCCAAGGAUGCCAUCAACCAGGCCGAUGAGGAGCUCCGAGAGUAUCUCGGCGGCGACGACGAGGACGCCACCCUGGCCCACGCGCGCGACCCCGUCCCGUCGAACAAUUGGGAUCUGGAACUGGCCUGGAAGAGGACGCGCCUCCGCUGCAUGGUGUAUUCGUCGCUGGGCGACAUGGAGGAAGAAGACGAGGACUACUACAUGGAGCAGGGCCAUCUCGAUACCGGUCUCGACGAUAGGUUCUCCGAGGCCGUGUCUCCCGCCGUCGCCAUUUUCCUGACUUCCAUCCUGGAAUUCAUGGGCGAGCAAGCGCUGAUCGUCGCGGGCCAAGCCGCGUAUCACCGCAUGCGCUCCAAGUACGAGAAGGACCUCAAAGAUGGCGUGCGGAGCCCGACCGGCGUUGCCGAGCGCAUCGUCGUCGAGGACCUCGAUAUGGAGCGCGUCGCGCUUGAUCGGACUCUGGGUCGGUUGUGGAGGUCGUGGAAGAAAAAGAUCCGCUCGCCUGCCGUUGGCUCUGCGGACCGCUUGAACCGAUCCUACUCCAGGGAUUCAUUGCGCUCUGCGACUGGUCAUCUGCGCUCGCCUAGCACCGCUGCGGAACCCGCCGUUCCCGCGACUGUCCCCGAACCUCAUGCCGAAAUCGAGCAAGGGGAGAGCGACGCUCAGAAGCAAAUCGAAGAUUCCCGGGAGCCCUUGGAGGAGCAUCUAGUUGCCGCAGCCGUUCCCUUACCGAUAGGGCCCAACGACAUUGCUGAAAUCGAAGUGCCCGGCCUUGCGCUCUACAAUGAGGGUGAAAGCGCGGACGAUGGGACUGCAGACGUGAAUGAGCCGGCCCGUCCAAAGAGUAUGAUGAUCCUUCCGUCUAGUGGAAUGCCCGAGUUGCACGCGACGCCUGCGCCAAGUCGACCAUUGGUCGCUCGGAAACGCUCAAGCUCGCUGCCAGCUCCCACCCUUUCUCGCUAUGUAACCGCGGCGAAAACCCAACAUGAUGAACGCAGCACCGUGGGCUUAGCUGGAGACCCCGCGGCGGAGGGUCCUGAAGGGCUUGGUGCCGCCGCAGAUGCUCCUGCAGGUACGGUAGUGGCUUAUGAGGCGGGAGAGCCCGGGGCCCGCGCCGGACCCGAUGAAUACGCCACCGAAGAUGAAGAGAUGAAAGAAGACGUGGACGACGAGGUGUCCAUUGAGGAGCCACGGAUUGUGAGGUCGUCGAGGGUAUCCAUCUUGGGCCACAGCCCAUCAACCGGGUCGUCUGAACACGGGAGGCCUGCCUCUAUCAACACCAACCUCCCAGUUCGGACCCCAAGCAUCCAUUCAGCCCGAUUGAUUGACGUGGCCGGCCCCCGCAGCCCGGCGGUCGGCUCGCGACGCAACUCGGUGGCCGUGGCCGAGUCGAUCCGCCAAUCCAGCCCGCCCCGUACCAGCCGCACGGUGACUCCUCCGGCCCAAGAGGAUCGGCCGGUGCAGCCGCCAGACAGCGCGUCGGGUGGCAGGUUGAGUGUCAGCGUUCCCAACAGGUCCGGACUAGCGGCGAGCGCCUCCAUCUCCGAGGCAGAAGAGGCUGCCGACAAGGAAUAUGUCGUAUCGCCCGCUAUUCCUGUAUCGCCAGCCGCCCCGCCGCCAGUUGCCAAGGACCGGCACGAACCAGCUGGGGCUGCUCUCCAGGACCGCAUCCCGGAGCGAUCGAUCCCUGCCAAGCCUACCACGAAGGUGACCGUACUCCCGGCCAUGUCAUCUCCGGUGUCGACAGCGUCGUCCACGAAUGGGACCUUCUUUAUCGAGUCGAUGCCGGUGUUGCCGGAGGGAAGAGAAAUCCCGGAGCCGCCUCGGGCCGACAGCCUGCGGUCUCGAUCUUCUGCCGCUGCCCAGCCUCCUCCCCCUGCUGUUCCCGACCGGAGCGCUGGGAGACAGGCGGUUGCCAACACUUCGGCUUUGCGCCAGCCAGCAACCAUCGGUCAAGUGUCAGUGGAGCGCUCACGCCCUCGCAGCCCAUCCCAGGGAUCGUCGUCUCGGCCUCGCGACCCUUCAGCUGGACGGAGCAAGCAGCAACAUGCUUCUGGCUCGCCUUCAUCGACAAAGUUCAAACCUGUACGGACGUCGGAGGACGGCAUGCAAGCUCGCAUUGACAUGGCGCGGAACUUUGAGGAGCUUAUACAGAGCGACCAAACCAUCCAGUACACGCUCACGCCCGAAAAUAUGCGCGAGCUCGACCCACAAUCCCAACCAUCGAGGUCCGUUGCCGGCGGCAGCCCCGUCGUUUCCGUAAAGACGAGGAAGAGCGAAGAGGCUCGGCAGAACGGGUCCCGCUCUCGUUCCUCGUCGGUCCACCGAAACGAUGCAAGGCCGUCCACGUCGGCAACGCGCUCAUCCGGUUCUCCAACACACCCUGUCACGGACGGGCACCAGAGCAACAAGAACUUCCCUGCGGCCGCGGGCAAGCAUGGCGGAGUUGUGCCCCGGUCUAUCCCCCCCAUGCCGUCAAAGCCGCGCGCCGCCAACGGGCCUCAAGCGAGAGACGCGAGGUUAGGCCGCGAAUCCCUCGCUGAGUUCGCCGAGUUUAUCCGUUCGACUGGUCCCGCCGGGGGCAGCGCGGCUGCUACGCUCAACGCAUCCCCAGGGGUAGGGCGAACACGACACCCAGGCUCAGUGUCAAACGUCAGCAUCGAAACCGGACGGACAUCCACGACCAGCAACCCUAAUCGGCCGAAGCUCCAGGCUCGCGGCGCUGCUGUCGACUACAAGGAUGACAAUUCCGACUUGAUCGACUUCAUCCGGCGCGGGCCACCGAGUGCUCCCGGUAACCACCGCAUCCCGAGGGCGGUCGCUCCGUUUCGGACCACCAUGGACUCGGAUCAAAUGUCAAAUGCCGUUGGAGGCAAAGCGGUGGACGCCCAGCUCCGUGACGUCGACAUGAGGAGCAGCCAAGCGUCCACUAAUGCCACCGAGUCCUCAGUACCUCCUUCUAUCCAGUCAUCGGUCAACUCCCACAGCGCUCUCCUCACAAGGAACAAGCCACCAACGUCGUACGACGCCGCGGAGGUUGACAUGCCCAUGCCGAAGCGUAAGACUCGCCGGGUCCGUGACCCCUACGCCAUCGACAUUAGUGACGAGGAGCUCGAAGAGGAUGAGGAGCCGGUGCCGGUGCCGGUGCAAAAUCGUAGAAAGAGAGCGCAGACGCAGGAGGAGAGUCUGAUCGACUUUUUGAACAACUACGCGCCACCGCCGGAGCCGACCGUGCAGCCGUUCAACACUGCACAAACGCGAAACAUGUUGAAGCCAAAGAAGAAGGCCAGUGCUCCGAGCUUGAUGGCUAGGUUUACAAGGCGGGACAGCGGGCAACUCGGCAAUGGAGGGUCGACCGGUCCCGCUAGUCCGGAUGUCCCGCAGCCACCAGCGGCAUCGAGGAGCCUGAGCAGCCAAGCUAGCAGCGGUGGGAAGGCAGGCCACAUCCCCAUUCAGGUGAACAUUCCCGGAGGGGAUGUGUACUCGCCACCCCUGCGAACGUCGUCCAGAUCCGCCGCCAGCACCAUGACCGGCUCCUCUGGCGCCGUGGGUGGGCGGGUGCCGAUGAAGAAGUUUGUGCCGCGCGAGCCCGUCUCGGUCACGAACAGGGGCACAUCCGAUUUGGCCGAGUUUCUGAAGCACUCCGGGCCACCCGCUGGUGCGGCCUCCAUGGGGAACCAGCUACCUGGAUUGGCGGAGCGGGACGAGGCGAAUGGCUUGUCCAAGGUGUUUACCCGGAGGAAGAGGCCGAGCAUUUCCUAGCGAUUUUGCGGCGCCAAAUCUACGCCGCGAUUGGAAAUUUCGUUCUCAUAUUCUUGUAUUUACUUUUUUUCUUACAUUCUUUGCCUCCUUCUUUUUGGAUACAUUUUUUGGAUGUGUAAAACAACGAGUCGAUUGGCGAUGAGGUUAAGUCUUCACAUACCUUCUUGUAACACGUUGGAAAGCUUCUCGCCCAGGCAAUACAAACCUACUUUGGAUCGGAUCAUGAGCUUGCAUUCAUUACAUACCUCACGGAUGUGGUACUUGCGUUCUCCCAGUCUUGUUCAUUACCCGCCAUACUCUUCUGUUCGAUGUU
Molecule: messenger RNA, 4663 nt
Organism: Thermothielavioides terrestris NRRL 8126
Lineage: Eukaryota; Fungi; Ascomycota; Sordariomycetes; Sordariales; Chaetomiaceae
Exons: 2
Coding region: 178-4350 (1390 amino acids)
Molecular function (GO): protein heterodimerization activity
Source: RefSeq, a predicted model, not a curated record